Messenger RNA from Panicum virgatum (switchgrass), 1511 nucleotides. Its product is annotated as 2-oxoglutarate-dependent dioxygenase 19-like. The transcript is spliced from 4 exons. NCBI's taxonomy places the organism in Eukaryota, Viridiplantae, Streptophyta, Magnoliopsida, Poales, Poaceae. The record is from RefSeq and is a predicted model, not a curated record. Bases 197 to 1261 code for a protein of 354 amino acids.
AGCUGCUGAACCAUCCUUGCCUUAUCAUGUCCGACCUCCAACGCCGCACCGCGUAGGAUUGUCAUUUUCCUUCAGUGAACGCCGGGGCGCCACGGCAAACACCCCCGCCGGUUGCGCCACGCGAGCGGUCUCUCGCCUGGCUCGAUAGCUCGGCGCUGCUCCUGAAUCAUCUCCGGCCUCUCUGCACUCCACAGCAAUGGCGGAAACUCCUCUGCUGCAUCACUCCACGGAUCCGUUCGCAGACGGCGAGCACAAUGGGCACGACCCUGCCGCGCCCUCGUCGGACGUCGCAACAUGCGGCGCGGACGGCGGCAUCCCCGUCGUCGAUUUCGACGUCCUCGUCAACGGCUCCGCCGAUCGAAGGGCGCGGGCGAUCCGGGACCUCGGCCGGGCGUGCGAGGACUGGGGCUUCUUCAUGGUGGUCAACCACGGGGUGCCCGAGGAGCUCAAGGAGGCAACAAUGGAGGCAUGCAGGGAGCUGUUCAGCUUACCGGAGGAGGAGAAGGCGGGGUACCUGGAGGCCGGGCCGAUGGAUCCUGUACGAAUCGGGACGGGCUUCUUCUCCGUCGUCGACGGCGUCAGGUACUGGAGGGACUACCUGAAGAUGUUCGUGCACCCUGAGCUCCACUGCCCUGCAAAGCCACCAAAAUUAAGGGACGUUGCUGCCGAGUACUCGGCGAAGACGAGAGGCCUGCUGCUGGUGCUCGCCAAGGCAAUCUCCGAGAGCUUGGGCCUCGACGGCGGUCGAAUUCCGGAGGCCAUGGACCUCGAGUCGUGCUUCCAGAUCCUCGUCGCCAACCACUACCCGCCGUGCUCCGGUCCGCCGGGCGACGCGGGCCUGGGGAUGCCCGCGCACUCCGACCACGGCUUCCUCACCCUGCUCUUCCAGAACGGCGUCGACGGGCUCCAGGUCGAGCGCGACGGGCGGUGGGGCCUCGCCAAGCCCCUCCCCGGCGCGUUCUUCGUCAUCGCCGGCGACCAGCUGGAGAUCGUGAGCAACGGGAGAUACAAGGGCGCGCUCCACCGCGCGGUGGUCGGCGGCGAGCGCGCGAGGAUGUCCGUGGUGAGCAUGAUCUCGCCGUGCCUGGACACCGUGGUCGAGCCGGUCCCGGAGCUGGUGCCCGACGGCCGGGGCCUCGAGUUCCGGGGCGUCAGGUACCGAGACUACAUGGAGCAUCAGCAGAGCAACAAGCUCGACGGGAAAGGAGCGCUGGACAUCGCCAGAGUGAAGCGUGACAUCGCAGCGCAGCCUGAGAACUGAGAUCGAAUGCUCUGCUAAAUCCUAAGACUGCAUCUGCAGAUCUUGAUGCUUAAAACCGUAUCCCUGUGACAUGUUUGACAAAAUUCAGAAAAAAAUGAAAGUGGAGUCUGUUUUUUUUUGAAAGGAAUGGGAGGCGGCGGUGUAGAUGUUGGUAUGGAUUUCUCUCUGUAGUACUGUAGUAGCGCUUGAUUAGUGAGGGGCACCACUCACUACGCAAAAUAACUGGAGACCGAGCACCGGCAUUUGUUUU